Molecule: messenger RNA, 915 nt
Organism: Ilyonectria robusta
Lineage: Eukaryota; Fungi; Ascomycota; Sordariomycetes; Hypocreales; Nectriaceae
Product: Alpha/Beta hydrolase protein
Exons: 8
Coding region: 1-915 (304 amino acids)
Source: RefSeq, a predicted model, not a curated record
AUGGAUAGUGUCUUUGCCAGAAUUGCACAAGAUACUUCCAAGUUCGAACUAGGCGACGAAGAGAUUUGGCGUGAGCUCUACGAACCUUUCCAUCACAAAGAGGUGCCGAAUGUAGCUGUCAUCAGAGACGAGCGAUAUGGACCAGCCGAGCGGAAUCUUCUCGACGUUUUUUCGCCACUUGAUGAUACAACGGUAGGCAAGCCCGUCCUAUUGUUCGUGCAUGGUGGUGGGUUUUUCUCAGGAGACAAGGGUUGGAGUGAAAAGUGCUGGGCCAAUAUCGGAUACUUCUUUGCCCAACAGGGGAUAGUUGUGGUGGUGGCUAAUCACCAGCUGAACUCAUCAGCCCAGUAUCCAGCAGGGGCAGACGACAUACAGCUUGUCCGAGAGUGGAUCUAUGAGAGCAUCUCGCACAAGAAAUAUGGCCAAGGAUCCCCUGAAAAUGUCGUAUUGAUGGGCCACUCAUCCGGUGGUGCUCACAUUGCCAUGAAUCUCUACGCUGAAGGUAAGAGCAACACUCAAAGAAAUGUUUUCCCUCCUGUGGCUGGUGUCAUUUAUUUGAGCGUUCCAUUCUGGUAUGACAGGGAAAGGCCUAUUCGGCAAAAGAUCUUGCGACGUUAUUACGGAAGUGAUGCCGAGGAUGUCUGGGGUCCCCGGUCGGCCCUAGGGCUAUUCCGACAGCUUCCUGAAGAUUCACCAUUACUCAAGGAGGCUUGCGAUGGCGCCAUCGACUUCUUCAAUGCUUACCGUGCAAAGAGCACGCCCGCAGGCACAUUGCCAAUCUUUCACGUGCUUGAUAAACAUAAUCAUCUGAGCAACGUGUUAUCCAUCGGCACGGAAGAUUCCGUCCAAGCAGAAAAGCUUUUGGAGUUCAUCCGGUCGUGCACUCAUAGCAGGGCCUUGAAUAGUAAGCGAUGA